Messenger RNA from Xiphophorus couchianus (Monterrey platyfish), 4120 nucleotides. RefSeq names its product suppressor of cytokine signaling 4 (gene socs4). Gene Ontology annotation, biological process: intracellular signal transduction; phosphatidylinositol phosphate biosynthetic process. The transcript has a single exon. Bases 661 to 1863 code for a protein of 400 amino acids. NCBI's taxonomy places the organism in Eukaryota, Metazoa, Chordata, Actinopteri, Cyprinodontiformes, Poeciliidae. Gene Ontology annotation, molecular function: 1-phosphatidylinositol-3-kinase regulator activity. The record is from RefSeq and is a predicted model, not a curated record. Gene Ontology annotation, cellular component: phosphatidylinositol 3-kinase complex.
AACUGCUAGGAACUUUAAAAAGUUGAAUUUUUUUUUAAUUUUUGAAACGUUGAGAUUAAUUUGACAUAAAUGGUAAGUUUUAAUGACGGCUGGCCUGUGAGAUACAUUGAAUUCUAAAAGGUUGACCUAUGCUUUCUUGAACAAGUUAAGAUAGGGCUAUACUGCAAACAGAUGUGUUAUUCAAGAUUACACAACUGUACAUCAUUGAAAAGCAGAAGUGGAGCCUCCUGCACAACCAACAAGAAUGCAGCCAGUGUUUUCUGGAUGACAAGUCUACAAAACACUUGUCUUUUCCAGCAGCCAUUUAACAGUGGUAAAAACAGCUGAUCAAACUUUCUAGAGCUCCACUUGGGUUGCUAGGUAACAGGGCUGGGCUUCCCUGGGGUUGCUAUGUAACAGCAGUGCCUGAUUGUUGAGGUUUUUGAAACAGCGCAAAAAACAUAAAUUUACUGCCCCCCAAAAAAGCUACGUCUGCUUUUGCAAGCACUGGUGCUGUUUUUGGAAGUAGUUGAGACACAAAUUUAAAUACAAAAAUGUACAAAAUGUUUUAAGAUCAACUUAGACAAGCAAAGUCAAACUUGGUGACAUUUGUUUUAUGAAAGCUGAUAAGUGUGGCAUGAUAUUUUCUGAUGUUUUACAGGAAGAGGACAGACAGUGGCCAUGUCAGAGAAGACGCCUCGGGGAGCGGACACUCGACCCAAAUCUGGCCUCCGCAGCUGGAGCGCCGACAGCUACAUCUGGCGGGGUAAGAAGCGUUCCCGGAGCUCCCGCAAUGGAUCCAGUCCCGGCGGGUCAGAGGCGGACGGUUCCGAAGAACUUGGCAUGCGGUCCACUUCCUGUUCCCGGCGGCGCAGAGAGCGGAAGUGCAGCUGCAGCGCUCUGGGUGAGUCACUGAUGGCUGGAGACAUGGACGGUGUGUGCAGGAAGGCGCUCCACCGGCGGUCUCUGAGGCAGAAGUUUCAGGACGCUGUGGGUCAGUGUCUCCCUCUACGCCAUCACCACCACCACCAUUACCACCACCCACCCGGCUCGUCUCGCCCCUUCUCCGUACUGUUCUGGUCCAAAAGGAAGAUCCACGUUUCAGAACUCAUGCAGGACAAAUGUCCGUUCUCUCCCAAGUCUGAACUGGCCAAAUGUUGGCACCUUAUUAAAAACCAGGUGGGUCAUCCAGGUUCCCUGAAGGACAUGGAGACGCCGCUGAAGCCCCGCGUGUCGUCUUCCACUUCGCCGCCGCAGACGCCGCUUUCCUGGGAGGACAUCUGCUGCUCGCCUGCGCCGCUGGAGGACUGGGACCCGUCCAGCCUUCACGGUAGACCGGAUGGCGCCUGUGCAAACACUGACUACAUCCUGGUCCCCGAUCUGCUCCAGAUCAACAACAACCCAUGCUACUGGGGCGUGCUGAACCGCUUUGAGGCUGAGGAGCUCCUGGAGGGCCAGCCGGAAGGGACGUUCCUCCUACGGGACUCUGCCCAGGACGAGUUCCUGUUCUCCGUCAGCUUCCGCCGCUACAGCCGCUCCCUGCACGCGCGCAUCGAGCAGAACGGCAAGCGAUUCAGCUUCGACGUGCGCGACCCGUGCAUGUACCGGGAUGCCAGCGUGACGGGCCUGCUGAGGCACUACAGUGACCCGGCCACCUGCCUCUUCUUUGAGCCGCUGCUCUCCAGGCCGCUGCCCAGGACCUUCCCUUUCCCUCUGCAGCACCUGUGCAGGGCGGUAAUCUGCAGCUGCACCACCUACCAGGGCGUGGAGGGGCUGCCACUGCCGCCUCAGCUCAGGGAAUACCUCAGACAGUACCACAUCAAGUGUGACGGGGCCUGCGCCGUGUCGAUGCCCACAGCAGCCAACACGCAGGAUCUGCACUGACGAGGAGGAAGCUAUAAGUUAGGGAUGCUAACAACUAAUCUACUUAUGAUUAAUUGUUGAUUUAUUAGAUUCAAACUAGUUCUAGUCAAUUAAGUAAUCCGCUUAGAUCUUCUUUUAAUGUUGUAGUUUGGCCGCCAUCCAGCAGAAGGCGCCACUGGUCAUCCUUAAGGAGCCGUUUAUACAGAAACAAGAUGGCAGGCAAAUCAGAACAGUCCGGAGUCCAGUGUGGGAUGGAAAAUGCACUUUAUGCUGUCCUGUUUUGAAAUACAAACACUUGGCAACCUCUUUAAGUUUUCAGCAACUUAAGAGGUUCAUGUUUGGUUAUAUUUUAUAAAUAUGUCUAAGUUUAAUAAUGUGAGAGAACCACAAUAUUCUGUUUAUUUAUGUAUAUUUAAUACAGGUGACAAAAAAUAAUGUUACAAUUAAAAGAUGUUUUUGUUUUCUUUACUUCAGCAUAUGAACAUGUUGCCUUUUAUAUAAUGCAAACAUGGUCAACUAUUGUCAUACAAGAGAAAACUCAGGCGUUUAAGAAAAUGGCCGCUUAUCAAUACGUCAUUAGUCAAUGAACUUCAAAUGAACUAAUUAUUUGAUAACUUGCAUCUCCAAUUUAAGUCCAUUCUUUGGGACAAUUUUAUCACAGUUUCAAACAAAAAUUGGCUCUAUAAUAAUUUAACAAAAAGGCUACUGUACAGCUGACCUAAUAAAUUAUUAUUGAUUUUGUAAAUAUAAGCACCAAAAUAGCCACUUUAAUAAACUGAAGCACAUUGCAAAAGUAUUCAUAACUUAACUGAUUUAUAGACUUCAUAAUAAUGUCUUCUAUGUGAUAGACUAACACAAAAUAGUGCUUAAUCAAAGUGUAAAACAUAAGCUACAUGGUUUUCGACUUUUCUUUCAACUUCUGGUGUUUAUUUGUAUUCAACAUGGUGGCCACCAUCAAUUUAUAUUAAAUAUAUACAUCAAUGGUGGCCAUGCUUCAGCUAAUAGCAGAGCAAAUUUUUCAUCUCGCUAAGUUUGCUAACUUUGAAAACAUUUAGCGCACUUACUUUCUUCCAAAUUAAUUUUUCUGGAUCAAUUUCAAAAUGCCAAUUUACUUGUUUGUUUUGUAAACUUUCAGCUGAAUAAUUUUAAGCAACUGUUUUAAAGUUUUUGGUUAUCGACUUUUAGGAUUUCUUCAUGUAGUUAUAUUCAUACUCUUAUUUUGAAGUGGGAGGAGACUGUUUACCCUCUCCUCUCACGUACUUUCCCUUUUUUCCCCUCUGGAUAACUAUUUAAAAUGAGUACACAACAAAACGCGGACAGUAGAGAACAAGAUAUACGUAUAAACACAAUAUCUAAGGGCAUUAUAUAACAUGUAAAAUAUAAUCCCAAAAUUAAAUUGGUGCCCGACGGUUGCAGCAUUAGCUUCUCCUUCUUACUAUCACUUUGAAAUAUAGGGAAACUAAGGACUACUAAAAGAAAAAAUACUUUGUGUACCAAAUAUUUUGCAUUCAAGAAAACACUUGGAAGAUUUGAGACUAAUUAGAAGCAAAAAGGUUCAGAUUUUCAUCUCUAAAAAUCUUGAAAACUAUGCAUCUUUUUUUCCACUUUACUACUUCGUGUUUGUAAUGUUAAAAAGGUCAGGGGUAAUGAAUAUUUUUUAGUAUAGCAAUGUACCUGUAGCAUUUCCCCCAAAAUCACACCGUAUGCCUUAUUCAAACUGCACCUUUCAUCACUGCUUUCCACUCAAACUUCCCUCAUCGCUCCAGGUAUUGUUAAAUUGUUGGACAUUUUUGGUCAUUCGGACCGUUAUAUCUCCAGAUAAGGGACAAGUUGCUGUUAUUUCACAUGGAUAGUUUGUUUUCUAGACUUUUAUUAUCUUGAUGCCCAAUAUUCAUGAACCCAGUCUGCCUAAAACUAGCUUUGCAUCUCAAACAGAUUUCCUCCCAUCGCCCCCAGAAAAUGGCGUCAUUCCUCCACUUUCACUUGAGCAGAUUGUCAUAAAAAAUAGUGCAAAAACAUUCCUAUCGCAUUUUAAAAAUAAUAAAAUGUGUUUAUUUGUAGGUCAUCUGAUUCUUUUGGGAAGAAUUUAGGAAUAAAAUCAAAUGUAAUUCUGCCUUUCGGCCACAAGAUGGCGACAGAACUUAAACCUCAUGCACUGAAACAUCAUGUUUAGCAGCUUUAGUUUACACACAGUUGUAUGUUUACUGCGUUAACGGUUUUAUUUUUGGGCACAUUCACGUCACUGAUAAACAAACCAAUAAAAAUCCUUUCCACUGUC